Molecule: messenger RNA, 15893 nt
Organism: Porites evermanni
Lineage: Eukaryota; Metazoa; Cnidaria; Anthozoa; Scleractinia; Poritidae
Source: the annotation of a GenBank genome assembly
UGAAAGGGCAAGAUGGUGGAAACGUUGGAGACUUUGAUUGGUAGAGUAUAUUAUGUUGAAAGUUUGAGUUUCUUUUGGUCAAUCUCCCGAGUUUACUUACGGAAAAACUUUCUCCUAGAUAAAGCAACGGAUCCAUCAAAAACAAACGAUGGAGUUGAUUACACAUCUCCAGUAUGUGACAGAAUUAAUCUAGAUCUGGAUGGGUAGGUCUUCCUGAAGUUUACCUUUAAAAACUAGUCAUAGUUGUCACUAAAUCUGCCCCCGACCUUUUAAAACCCGAAUGAAGACUCCUUGUGGUUGUCCAUGUAUUUGCCAUGAACUUUUGAAAUGCAGUUUUCGUAUUAGAGUUUCUGAGUGUAAUUCUUUUGUUUUCUGUUGUGUUUUUUCAAUUAUUACACUUUGUUUCCUGGGUUAAUGAAAAUCCAGAUACAUGUCAUGCUUAGGAUGGAAAAUUGUUUUUUAUACAUCCCAUAAUGAGUUCAACCAACACUGCAAAUGUAAUAGAACGCGUGUUAAACAACAAAACCAUCUUUAAUUAUUUAUUUGUAACUAAUAAUAUAAAUGUCCUAUAACUAAUGUGUCGAAUGAAUGCUUUGGAUUCGAGUGUGACAUUCUUGAACACAACUGAUAUAAAUGAUUUCGCAAUAAACUAACCCUGGUAAGGGCACUCAAGUUAAGCCCUGUCGGUCGGGGUUAAGAAUUCGAAGUGGAUGGGUGACCAACCACGAAUAUCGUCUUAAAGGUCCAUACGUUGUUCUUUCUUUUCUUCUUCUUCUUUUUUGCGUAUUAUGUGGUGUUAUUGUUAACAGUGUAUUGAAAAGCAGAUUUAGCAUUAUUUCGGUGUCCGGAUUUAGAAAAAGACAAAAACAAAGAACAAAUAUGGCCCGAUGCAGUUCGCCUGAAAAUUAUUAUUCUUCGGGCCGUAAUACAGAGCUGAAACUUUGCAGACUUUGAUCUAUAGAUCUGUGGGGAAACCGGCAAACUAAGAAAUCUGGGUUUUUGACAGUGUAAAACGAUCAUAAUUCCUCUGAUUCCAAUCUCCUGUUCCUCUGUCUCUUGCUGUCAGCGUUGCCUUCACUGUGCUAAUCGAUGUUUCUUCUGCUCCGCGGUUUCUUGUUGACGUCUUCUCCUUCGUUGUUCACACUGAAUUUGAAGCCGGCGUUCUUGCUCCAGAGGAGUUUCGGUGGAAAAUCUUCCUGGGCGAGGAUUUGGAGCCACUUGUUGUGCUUGUGUGUGACGCAAUUCGGCGAAUGCGACUCAUUGACAAACCCAGUUUGCGCGGUUGCUGAGCCAGGCGCACAAGCUGAAAAUUAACCGGGACCACCGUGCGUGACUAGUUUCAUCAAAUCGAGAAAAUUUCGCAUACUAACACUACAACGAUACGAUACUUUUACUUCACGCGGGGGACAUUAGGGUGCCUUCUCGGGUUCCGGCCUCUGGGCCGGAACCCUGCAGGGGCAAUAAAUAUUAUAUUGUGACUGGCAAAUAAUACUAACCCUAGUACGAUAUAACAUGCGCUUUUGUAUUUCAGUGAGAUGCAAAUAUGAAGACGAAAAUAGAACAGGAGAUUCAGGCUGCGUGUUGUUUAUUACUCAAGAAACUAAAUUAAGUUUAUUGUUAACUUUUAGCUUUAAUAUUAAUUUAUUUUUUGGUUUCUAAAUAAAUAUUGUAUUGUCUUGUUUCUAAAUCUUUUCACGUAAAACAACAUGGCAGUCCACAAAUUGGGAUUCGUUACAUAGCAACAAAAGUAAAGAGUUCCCAUGAAGAGGAAGCAAUACUUGGUCUUAAUGUGAGUUUUACAAUCUGUAAAUAUCAUAACAUCCCUGUGCUUUUCCAAAGAAACUCCGAGGUCCAAAAAUAAGCCAACAAUCUUGUUAGUCACCUCCUGCAGCUCUUUCAGCUCAUGAUCUAGGAAACAAUGGCACCUUACCUAUAUGCAAAAAGGUCAAAAGGUCAUGUUUUGGGUUGAGCUUGGAUUCAAGCCCCUCAAUGUGGAAAAAGGGAAAAAAUCAGCAACUAAAGGGAGCCAAGUGACGGACUAGACCCAGUCUCUCCUUACUUUUUCUUUUCCUUGCCAUGUCCUCAUGAUUUUUAGCCCCCUUCCCCUAAAACAGAGAGCUCGCCCACAGGCUUGUUUAUAUCCUUAUUGUUAAAAUAAUAUCAUUAAUAUUAUAAUUAGUAAUGGUAACAGGACUGAGUGGAGUCCAAUUCGGUCUGUAAUGAUGCGAGUGAUUAACAAAAUCGGAUGACCACGUAGCGGGAGUCCGAUUUGUUUAAUCACGAAUAUGAUUACAGACCAAAUUGGAUGACACGAAGUUCUGUUACCAAUUAAUCAUAACUUUAACAAAAUUUGUGAUAUAAUAGGCUAUUUUUUAAAUCAAAACACAAGAAAUUCGAAAUUUUGUUUUGCUAGCAGUGAAAAAAAAAGCCAUUUAAGCGCGCGUGAUGGCGCGUACUGUCCAAUUACUUAGGCAUGACGCGUACUGUCCUAUCAAGCUGUCCAAUUAAGGCUGAAAUCAGGGCAGUUGAAAUCAAGAUUUGAGAAUUUUGUCAUAGUUAUGAUUAUUAUUAUUAUCAUAAUCAAACCUGGCCCAGCAGUCAAAGAAAAUUAGUACUUGCAGCAUUUCUUUUAAUUUUGUGGUCAUUUAUGUAAAGUUUUAAUGAAGAAAAGCUUUUGAAACAAUGGCUCAAGCAAAGAAAAUGGUUCCAUAUGAAACAAGCAAUUCUCACUGCUUAAAAUGGAUCAGAUUACGCAAGGAGAUAAGGAAAGCUUCAUUGAUAAAAAGAAUAGAAUCACUUCUGUUGGAAAAUCUGAUGUUGGGAAAAAAAUUCUAACCAGCAAAGCAAAAAAUAACAAUGAAAGAAUGUCCAGCCUUAAGGGUACAAAGAGCCAAAUAAGACAACGCUUUUUUUUCGAAAGCCAGCCGAGUUUAUAACAAAAUGAAAAUAAAAUAUUGGUGUGCCGUACAUCACAAUGUCCUUGCCCCUUGAAAACAUUUCAAACAGUGCAGCAAAAAAUUCUAGUUUCAAUUGUGUAACAAAAUUGCCCCAGGAAAAAGUGAAACUGAAUCGGCAGUAAUUUUGUAGCUGGACUGGUAAGGGAAACAAUUAUACUGAUUUUUUCCCAAAAUAUGACUGUUAUUCACAGUACAGUUUGAGGGCAAGAGAUCGUUGUUCAUCUCUUCACUGAUUUCAGCCAAAGAUGAAAGUUGUCAAAUACACUCCGUAAUUUGCGUGAAAUGCUGCAAAUAUCCUGAGGUCUGUACUUACAGAGGCAAUUUCACUUUUCCAAUGAUUAUAAAAUAACGUAUUAUGCAAGACAAUUAAAAAGUAAUUCAGGCAACCCUUAACGAAUUUACAAUGUACAGUUAUGUAGUAAACCAUUUUUUUAAUGUAUAUUACCCUGUACUUCCUGUUCCUUUUAAUCAGCUUAUUGAAGCCUGCGUACAAAACUGUGGCCAGCGAUUUCACACAGAAGUUGGAAAAUACAGAUUCUUGAAUGAGCUCAUCAAACUUAUUUCAUCCAAGGUAAUAAUAUUUCUGAUUACCACAUUAUUUGUAGUCGAAGGUGCUGUUUCUUGGGACAGUUUUACCAUGGUAAAUGAUCUGUUCAUUGUAGGAAAUUUUGUCUUAUUAGUGCAUGUGACCAGAUUUUCCAAAGUUUAUUUCCCCUAUGCUAAUGUUACGGGUCAAAUUUGGUUUUAACCUACAUGUAGGUCAAUUCUUAAUUUUCUUUGUCUCCUGGUGCUAUUAAGAAGCAAAGGAAAACAAGGAACAACCUAGGUUUAAUCAAAAUUAAUCAGAAGUCAAAUUUGACUAGUGUAACAUCUACAGAUAAUUAUUAAUAUCAGGGUGCAAAGAAAAUCAUUUUUACAGCUUGCCAUUCGGGCAAGCUGAAGGUAACAUUUACUAGUCCAGAUGUCAUUUCAACUAGCCCCAAAAGCUUUUUGAAGAGCAGAAUUGAUUUCAUAGUUCUUCUGUUAUUUGAAUUCCUCAAAAAACAUCACUUGCCCAUCGGGCAAGUUAAAAACAGAAUUCACUAGCCAGAUAGCAAAAUUCACUAGCCCCAGGCUAGCGGACACUACUUUCUUUGCAUGCUGAAUAUCAAAAAAUAAUACAACAAAGUGGUAAGAAGCUAGGGGCUUUCACAACCCAUGGAUGACAAGAAAACCUAUCUUAAUGCUUGAUCAUUGACAGCAACACAAAACUAUCAUGUACAAAUGAAAGAAAAUUGUUUAUUUUUAACUGUUUAGAUCUUGUACUGUCAUAAGAGAGAGAUCACUGUUAUGUCCAGGGUUUUCAAUAACAAAUUAUUGAAGUAGCCAGCAGGUUUAAGUAGAGUAACUGACUGUAGCUGUUAGUCCCCUUCUUUUAAAGAGGUCUGGAGGCAUGCUCUGCCAGAAAAUUUAGGAAUUUCAAAGCCCUUAAUUGCGAUUUCCAGUUUUGAGGGGACUAAAUUGGGUACAAAUAAGUGUGUUUUUCAUUCAAGAAAAUAUACACGUAGCUUUCAUUCAGGUUUCACAUCCACGCAAUCAAUUCUUACAAGCAGUGGACAAAUGUCAAUAUUCAGAAUUAAGAACAUUCGCACGUAAACAAAGUCUGCGUAAACUUUUGAAGAACAUAAGAAAAAUUAACUGAAAAAGAGCAUUGUGUAACUGAAGCAUAACAUAACACCAGUGGUUCUUGAAAACGCAUCAUAAUUAAGCUAACGUUUUCAUUCAGUUUUUAUGAUGAUUUUUGUUUACAACAUUAUUAAAACAAGUUGCUUUUUGGGGGGGGGGGAAAGUAGGCGACUGUUCUGAGCAAAGUAGCCGAUGCAUUUUUGUCUGCCAUUUGUGCUUACUGAAAACCCUGUAUGUCAAUGGUAGUUAUCACAUUAUAAUAAUGAAAGCAUCAGGUAUAUUUUAAGGUGAAAUUGCACCUGGUUUGCAAGUUUGCUGACUGCCGACAGAUUCUCCCUGAAUAAUUCACUAUAAACCAUAUUAUCUUGAAUGUAUUAGCCAUUUACCUUCUGAUUGCCAGUCUCUUUUUAUGUUGACCCCAGUAUGAUGGAGACUGGACACCUGAUGCAGUUAAAAAACGUAUUAUAGAAUUGAUGUACAGUUGGACGGUAGGAUUACCAAAAGAAACCAAAAUUAUAGAGGCUUAUAAAAUGCUAAAACAGACAGGUACAGUAACUAUAAUAUCAAGAAAUAUGAUCAUGUACUUUGCUGUAGAUUGAUUGAGUUCACAUUGUAUUAUGUUUUUAUAUGUUAUAAUUCACAAAGGUUUCCCUGUAGAUUUAUGUGCUUUGUACCAUUCUCGUAAAAAGUAAUAUUUACUUAGUUUUUUUGUCUUAAAAGUGAUGAAGUGAUAUGUAAAGUUAAUACUCCCAUCAAUUUGACUCCACUAGAGCGGUUCUUACUUGACUGUCGUAAAACCAAAACCAAAGUAAAUACACUAGCCAACCAAAGGGCGUAGUAAAACCAAAACCAAAACCAAAACCAAUCCCGACAACGACAAGUGAAAACCGCUCUAUCAAGUAGAAUAAAACAAAAGAAAACAAACCUGACGGCUUUGAUCCUGACUCAUACCCAGUCGUCUCUUGUCCUUUGUAGGCUGUAACAGAACAGCAGAUCCCUUCAACACCUCCCCCCCCUACCCACCACCACCUUCUCACACAUACAUUCUGCAUGCGCUUCCCACAUUUAUUUAAGAGAGACAAAGGAGAAGACUUGGGAUGAGUCAGGCUUAAUGACGUGCCUUGCUGAAGUGUCGUCACAGCUGUUUGGUCACGCAACAAGAAUUUGCAAGGUCAGGUAUGGGCCAUGCACUAAAAAGAACUUCAAGAAAAUUGGUGUCCAGGUGUCACCCUUUAAUUCCUAAACUGAUUUGAGAUACACAUAAAAGUUGUCUUGGGAUUGGUAAUCAUAAAUCAUGAAUAAAUAAAAACUUAAAUAAUUGCCCUUCCCAAGGAUAAAAGAGUGUCCCCAAUCAUGCUUCAUGAAAAAAGUAUAGGGGACAUUCAUUGCUUGCUCUACAAUGUAAUUUCCCAUGAUUGUUAUUUUUGCAGGAAUUGUUACAAAGGACCCUCAAGAUCCUUAUGCGAAGUCUGUAGUACGUAUUGACUAUAGUGCUGUUGAUGUUGUUAUCUUAUUUAUUAACGUAGUACAGUAUCCCCUAAUUGGAAGGUAAAUAAUGGUUGAAAGUAUACAAUAGUUAUACAGUGAUGAAAGUUUUGAAUUUUAUAUACAGGCUGUAAAGCACCAUGUACUGACCUUGAGGGGGAUAAAAUGUUAUCUUCUGAAACUGUUGUGAAACAGAACACCGUAAUAUUGACUUGUGCCCUAAAAAAAUGAAUAUUAUACAACUAUCCCCCAAAGGGGAGGUGAAUAGUGGUGGAUAUAUACCAAGAUGCAAAGCUUCGAGGUACAUAUCUAGUGCUGUUCACUGACCCUGAGGGGAUGGUUGUUUUGUAUUUACCAAGUCAGUUGGAGAAAAAUGAAAAAAGUAACUUUUGUCAUUUGUAUUAAUAUUAUUGUGUUUCCUGCAGCAUGCAACUUAACUUGCCCGAUACAAAAUGAAUUUUUUGGGAAAUUUAACUGACAGAACAUCUGUAAUCAACCCUGCUCCUCAAUUUUUUUUUUGGCUAAUUAAAAUGACUGUUGGGCUAGUACAUGUUAUAGCUGCAGCUUGCCCAAAUGGCAAGCUGUAAAACUGAAUUUCUUCGCACCCUGAUUACUGGUACUAAAUAGUUUAUUAUUUUUUGUUUUUUAUUAGUUUAGUCUUUAAACUGAGGUUGCAGGGAGCAUUUUCAUUUUUAGUAAUAUUAUUUGUCAGGAUUUCUUUUGAAUGGCAGUUGAUUUAAAGAAACUUUCACACUCUUUCACAUCUCAUCAAACAAUAAUAUUCUUACUACUUUAUUUACACAUGUAUCUUAAAAAACCUAACAUGAAAUGCUCAUUAUUUUAAGUUAGUAUAAGUUAAGAAAAAUACCAUGGUCAGUAAUAAUGAUAUUAUAAUACAUGUAACAUUUUUGUUGAUAGGAUCCACCACCUGAAAGACCCAAAGAUACAAUAUUUGAGGAUGAAGAAAAAUCAAAGGUUAGCUUUUUUGAAUGGUAUAACUUGAUGUGUUUUUUUGAUAAGAUACAGUGGAACCCCGCCUUACGACCACCCCGUUUAUAAGACCACCUCGUUAUUACGGCCAUAUUCUUUCAAACCAAACGUAAAAACCAUUGAGUCAUUUUAUUAUUUUGAGGACCCCGUUAAUGCGACCACCUCGUUAUUACGACCAGGAUUUUAUGGCCCAACGGUAGUCGCAUUAACGGGGUUCCACUGUACAUGUAAAUCCUGUUAUCUUUUGGGUACGUAUAAAUAUGUAAAAAGUUCUAAAUAUUUUUAUAGCUUGGGAUUUGAAUGAUUAUGGUAUUAAAGGAAUACAGUUAAGUUUGUUUUCCUUAGGAAUAUCUGGCAGACUUUUGCUGACCUGCCUAUUAACAUAAGGUUAUUCAUCUACCAAAAUAUGCAUGCAUGACUGUUAACUAAUUUGUUUUCAUUUGUACAUUUGUACAUUGUUUAUUUAGCUUCUGUCUCGGCUUUUGAAGAGUUCUCAUCCAGAAGAUUUACAAGCAGCAAACAGACUGAUUAAGACCAUGGUCAGACAGGUAACAAGAGAUAGAUUAUUUCCCCUGGGGUUGGAUGGACUCUCACACAAACGUGACAGGGAUGCUUGUCUGAAAACUAAAAUUAAAACCCCUAAGCAAGACCAAUGUGGGUGUGGCUCAAGCUUAAAUUGACCUCUAAAGGACACCAUACUUAAACAUACAUCUAAAUAAGAGCAAGAGUGUCUUUUAUUGUGCUAAAGAUGUUAGCAUAGAAUGCGCUCAUCUAUAAUAAGAUUUCAUAAGCAUUGUAAAUUUCUUUACGCAUAGCCCUAAGUGAUACACAAAGAAAAUUGAGAAUCAACCUAGGUUUAAAAGAUUUUAACCUGAAUUUAAUUUUGACCUGUGACACAUCCAUGUUUUUAAGACGUGGGGGUGGUUGAUACCAAUUGGACACAACACAAGACAAAAAAGCACUUGCCUAGUUGUUGCUAAAGUUUGUAAUCCCAGAGCAGCUUAUGUACUAGGACAACCAACUCCUUUUUCAUGAACCUCAAUUUUUCCCUAUUUUCUUUGGCAAAUUAAUGUUGCUUACCUUUAGGACAACAUGCAAUUAAAGCAGGAUAGAUUGGCAUGACAGGUUGCUCUACCAGCACCGGGCUAUUGAACAGGACUUUUGUUGCACACUGAUGAAGCAAUAAACCAAACUUUUGAGUGAAAUAAUCUGUGUUUCCCAUAAAUUAAAUUGGAUUACUUCCUGGAACUAGUGAACUGCCUAAGAUUGUAAAUUUUAUAAAUACUUCUGCAAUUUGAGUAUUGCUUUAGAUGUGUUAUCCUAUGAAAUAAUGUGUGAUCUAUUGUAUUUAUUUUGAUAAGGAUGAAAUGAAGAUAGAACGGCAAGUGAAAAGAAACACAGAAGUAGACACAUGCUGUAAUAACAUCAAACUGUUAACAGAGAUGUUGAACCACUACAGCCCAAGCUCUCCUGCCCAGGACAAGGAGUUGAUGAAGGUAAGUAACGUAAUCUUUAUGGUCCAGUGAACUUGUAAUAAUUUAAGAGGCUGAAUUAUAAGCUUCAUGCUCAGUUUACACACUAAUAAAGACUUCAAGCUAAUCACUACAGCAACCUCUACAAGGGCAGUCAUGGAUGUGGAGUCCUGGGGAGAGUAUGUUACUUUAGCCUGCCAAAUUUCAACUUUAAACAAGCGGUGUCCUAACAGUGACUAUGAGGUUUCUUGUUCAUAUGCUUUCGCUGUCAGUAAAAAGCAGGGAAGACAUUAUUACUGGAAAACCGGAAGCGUCAAAUACUUUCUCGAUAAAGUGAAAAACAAUCUAUGAUAGGUUUUAAAACCAGUGAUUGUAAAAAUAGGGAAAAAGUUGACUUAUACAUUAGUAGCUACUACGCCACAAGACUGAUAGGUUUUCACAUUAUAGGAUUUGGCACUUUGGCAAAUUCUCAUUCCCAAGCAUGUGCACUGCGUCGUUUUAGGGCUUUAGUACAGGUCACCAUAGUGAUUUACUUAAAGGCCCUAAUAUUUAUCUCCUGCUGACAGCCAUAAGCAGACCAUGCCAGCUGCUCUUUGCGAUAUGCGUCUUAGUUAAAUUGCUGCUCUUUGUGAAUCUAUGCAUCUAAAUAAAAUUUCAUUUAACUGAAUUUAAUUAAUGAAGAUGAUGUGAACUAUGGACAUACAAAUUUUGAAUGAAGACAUGAUUGUCGCAGUGGUUGUUGCAGCAAUUGCAACUAAACCCGAAAAAAUUUUUUGGGACUUCAACAGGAUUCGAACUCCGCUGGCCUCUGCGUUAGUACUGCAGUGCUCUACCAUUUGAGCUAAGAAGACCCAUACAUUGGGAGCAGGCCAUUUUGUUGAGUUCAUCUUAACUGGUGAAAGGAAUGAAACAUGAAGCAUGCUUUUGAUAUAAUCCUCAGCUUUUGAGGCUGUUUGCUUUGUAUACUGGACUUCUGCUCUUGGUAUAAUGUAUACAUUUUGUUGUUUAAUUGAUAGGAACUUUAUGAUGCCUGUGAUAAGAUGAGACCACAGCUGUUUAGAUUAGCAAGUUCAGCAACCGAAGAUGGUGAUGAGGGGCUAGGUCAGAUAAAUCAACUUUGAAAAGCUCCUUUUGUUCUAAUCUGACAUAAAGAUGAUGAGAUGAUGAGAUGAUAUAGGAUCUGUACUUCUCCUGGGUUGUCUAGAAAAUACCUGGAAAUUCAGAAUUUUCUUCCAAUGCUCUACUGUAGAAAACAGCAGUUGGAUAUUUCUCCUUAUUUACAUGCAUCUUCCUUUGAUUUUUUCAUUUAGAAAUUAAUUUCCAUGAAAUAACUAAAAAGCAUUUUAUAGUGUUUAGUUGUAUGACUAAUCUUUGUCUUAGGUCCGGUUUAAACAUUGCAUUUCACGUGUGCUGAAUCAAAUUUAAUGCUAAUGGUGAAAAUCUACGGUUCUUGCUCAUUUGCAUUAGAUUCAGCACAAGUGCAUGCAACAAUAAUUGUUAUAAUUAUUAUUGAACUGGGCCGGGUUGUUAAAAGCAGAGUUAAGAUAACCAGACUUGCUAACCCCCAAAAGGCAAAAAAUGUGAGACUCCGAACCUAGACCUGAGGAAAGUAAUGAGAAAUGAGUAAAAGGUCGUGAUUUGUCCCAAAUUUCCCAUUGGAAGGACUUUCAGUGGAGAUUAUGGGUAUUGGAAGUCACGUAUCACUUUAACGCUGGAGCAGUAAACAUCACGAUCAAUUUUACGAGUUAUAGGUUUUGUAAUUUUUUUUUUUGGCGGCCAUCUUGAGAGAAACUGCUUCACAGUUGGUGGCAGCGGCAAGUAGCGGUAGGCUAGAAGAAUGCAAUCAAACGCGAUGGCUAAGCGUUUUCUUCGGAUUGAGCUGGCUAUCUAUUGAUAUCUACCUUGGAAACGAACCCUACAAUCCCAAAAUUUUUUGGAGUUUAACUUUCGAGAAAGCUUGAGAAAUGAGUUGCCAACUCGUGAGAGCGUGAGAUAGGUCGUGAAGUCGUCAGUGAGACUCACGACAAAGUCGUGAGACUUGGCAAGUCUGGAUAACGACAAGUCUGGCGAAAUUUAAAUCAGAUAUGAAAGCUUAAAAGGCAAAUUCAGUUAUAUUCUUAGUCUACAAUUUGAUGACUGGAUGCUGUAAAAAGAAUACAGAAAGUUAUCCGGGAAAAUGCUUUUGAACAAAAGAGAAAGAAACCCAGGUUGAAAUUUAACCCUGGGUUAGCGUUAACUGGCCUUCACACAAUUAGGCCCUGGACGUUAAAAUUUUCUCACUUAUUUCUGGAAAACUCGUGGAAUUUUGCUCUCUGUGGGAAGAACCAACCCUAGUUGAGUGCAGCAAAUCAAAUUUAAUACAUUUUUUUUUUUUAAAAAAGAACUAACUGUAGUUGUUGUGCUGACUUUUUCAGCUGAAAUCCUACGGGUAAAUGAUGAUCUAUCACGAGUGUUAGAGUACUACCGAAAGAUAUUUGGAUUAGCCCCUGGCGUAUCCGCUAGGACUGAACCAACACUCCCUCCAACAACUCAGACUGCAGAUGUACAAGAGUUGUCAACAGGACCUGCGUCCACACUUAUUGAUUUAGGUGUAGGAGGUCAGACAGCUGAUUCAGCAGAAACACCUGCUUCUAGUGUACUGGAAAACGAACUCAAGGCCCUUGGUAAGUAUUGCGGUAUUUAUUUAUUUAAUCACGGAUGUCAGGUAAAGAGAAGAGAAGCGUAACAGCACAAAUAAUCGAAUUUAUGAAAUUAUGGGAUUGGUUAGCAAAUUCAGAAAGAACAAGAUGAAAGAAGCGCCUUUGCCAAAUAUCAGCUUGUUAGUGCAAAUUGGCGGGGAGAUAUAAGCACCUUUAUGUUCUGAUGACCCCAGACAAAUCCUUCUAAAAUUGGCUUGGUACGUAACGUUUACGGUCCAUGUCUAUUUUAGAAAUAUUCAUAUGGAGUCGUCAGAGCAUUACUUUGCUUGGGAAGAAGGGGAAAUGUGGCCGGAAAUUUGCCCUUUUUUGGCGUUAUCAAUGUAUUGUGUACUGAUCAAUAACAAAUGUUCAUUUAAUUGGUCUUCUUCCUGGAGUUCAGUUCGCGCAAACGCACCUUUAAAGGUUAUGAUUCUGCUGUCUUAAUAUCGCUUUAAAAAUGUACCCGUAUAUUUUGAGUACAACAAAGUGUACGUUGUAGUUUAAACCUCUUUUUUUUCGCUUGUUAAUUGAUUUAUUGAGACUACUUGACAAUUGUGACAUUUUUUUCAGGGCUUCAUGACCUUGAUGCUCCACCUGCAGCCUCGACUGUGCAUUUGCCAAUCCAGGUACAGUUUUUUGGGGAUCGAUCAAUUACAAGAUACAAUACAAUGUAUUUCAUUCAGUUUGUACUUGGUAUGGGAAAAGUGAGGGGUAACCUCGAAAGUCCCGGUAACUUUUCAGUUCUGUAAUCAAAUAUUCAAAUCAAAAUGUAAAGAAUAAAAUCGUGGGUCCUACAUGAAGCUAACAAACCCGCCCAUUUUGUUUAAUCAACUGAUAGUUUUUUCAUGUUAUAUGAAAAUGUCUAUGAAAACAACAAUUACCGCUUUUCGGGCCCGUUAAUUAUUGAGAGUUCUGAGAAAAAGGCCCCAGUUUCGUAAGGAGCCCUAAAUUCACUUUACUGUGUGUAAAAUUAUCACAGGGUACCCAACAACCAGCCAGCAUGGGACCUUGGGGAGCACCAGCUCAGAAUUUUGGCAUGGGCCCAACGAAUAUGUCUUCAACAGUCGGCGUGGUCCGACCCAUGGGUCAAUACCAACCACCCGGUGUGGGCCCGCCUGCUUACAUGGCAACAGGACAAAUGCCUAGAAUACCUUUCCAACCUAUGGGACUGGGAGCAAUGUCAAUGCCACCCAGACCAGGGCCAAUGAGUAUGGGUUCGAGUAGCCUCACCAUGGCAACCACUGGGUCCGGAGGCCGAGGAACGGUGAACCGGAAAGGAAACGAGCCAACAAAGCCUCCCAGUGCCCUUGACCUACUGGGUCAGGAAAUGCUGCAGACACAGAAACAACAACAGAAACAGAAACAAACUGUAACACCAUUGCAGGAAAAAGCAGCACCCGAGCAGCAGCAGCAGCAGGUUACAGGCCCGUCAACAGACAGCUUACUAUCACUUGGGCUUGAGCCAAGUCCUGCAUUAUCACCACAGCCUGCUGGUUUACUUAAUUUAAGUUCCAAUUCAGCUGCAAGCUUCGCUUCUCUCACAUCACCACCUAAACCAACUGUACCUGCCGCCCUGGACAAUGUAUUUGUGCCUUUAGAUACCAUAAAACCAGGUAAACAGUCUGAAGGGUCGGUUAUUUAAACGAAGUCUAACUUAAAGCCGCGGUUUAACAAACCUUUAGACGUGCAGAUCUUUUCCUUAGUGGGUUAUAUAAAUGCUUUUCUAGUCUGCUCUAUAAGCUUUCAUAAAAUAAACGUUUAGAUAAAACCGUUGGACUAAUUGAAAAUGGCUAAGAACACGGUUUUGUUAACCACUGGCGAAACAACGUUUAAAUAAGUGGCCCUAAGCCUCGAUUCAGAUUAUUGCUUUGGAUUUCCAGACAGGAAUUAUUUAAAAUAAUGACUUUCUUGAACAAUAUGUUUACCGAGUGAAACCUUUUAUCAGCCAGUCGGAGAAUAGACUUCAAAACAGCCUCGCUUUGUCAGAUAAAGUCAAGCAAGCGAAAAACACGAGUGCACAGAACACCGCUUCCUGUGAAAAUACGUAAAAACGUGAAAAAUUCGACACAAGCUAUUGUAGUUUCCCCGCUAAAAGUAUCCACAAUACAGAAAGAGCGUUCUUCCAUGAGUUAAUCAUUCCGAAAGCUGAAGAAGACAGAAUCUGUUCGCUUUGCUUUACGUGGUUGCUUGUCUAACCAAAAUGAUGUGGCUAAAAAUGAUGUCGAGAUGUCGUUCGUGUACUUUGCUAACCUGCGUAGCAUGGCGGUUUUGGUUGGGCGCGCUAAGUAAUAAAGGCGGGCGAGGGCAGAGAAACCGCGAGGAGAUUUGGGUGGGAGCAACUUGGUUUCUUGCGGCUUCGCCGCUCGUGCGUCCGGCUGGACAAAAACCGCCAUGCUACGCAGGCUACUACUUUGCGCACAUGCGUGUUUUAAUAAACUUACCGCCACGUUCCUUCUUUCGGCCAGGGCCUUUGUUUUUAAUGCAUUGAUUGUGUUGGCGCGUAAAUAUUUUGUCCUACAUUUCUCCAGUUUUUGACUUAUGGGGUUACUGGCAAUUUUAAUCGAGGGAUGAAAUAAAGAAGAAGAAUCAAGCUACAACGCUUUCCCUUCUCAUUUCUAUAGGAAGCCAUCCACCACUAACAAUUCUUGACAAGAACGGUAUCAGAAUAAUUUUCCAUUUUGCAAAGGUAAGUCCUGGUGGUGUGAGUAAGUCCUGGUUAUGAGCUGUGAUGAAUGUUUUAUAUUGUAUGCAUUCAGUACAAAUUUAUCAACUCUAGAGUGCGAGUCUUAAGGGAGUAACUUAAGUAAGAAAUCAUCAUUACCAUCAUCUGUAACAUUAACGUCAUUUGUUAGUACAGCCAUCACAAAAACGCAUCGGUUAUCAUCUAUCCCGGGAUCAGGCUCCUUUGGUGGAGGAAAAAGAGAAAACAUCGCGAGCGAGCCGUCUUCUCACGAAUUUUUACCCCCCCCCCUUCCCACACAAGGAGAGCUAGUUCACAGGCCACUCAUCAUCAUUAUCAUCAGCACCACCACCACCGCCACCACCAUUAUCAGGAUAACUUAUCGGCUAGCCGUCAGACUAUUAAUUUAUUUAACACUUUGACAAUUUGUUCCACUUAAUUUACAGACAAGUGCAGAGUUAAAUAGGAAUGAUCUAAUGAUAGUUGUCAUAUCCACCAUGAGUUCGCUGUCUUCAGCGGUUAAAAAUUUUGUCUUCCAAGCUGCAGUACCGAAGGUAAGAGGAUAAGAGGUUUCUCUCGAGCAUUAUGUCUUUUCUUUGUUUAUAAACCUUUGCUGAUGGGGCGGGGCAGGGUAGGGUGCACUUAUUAGCUGCUUUGGCCUAGGGAGAAGGGAGCUUAUUCGGAAAAAGUGAACUCAGGGAAAAUUGAGAGCCUUUUGGGUGAAAAACAGUAUGUCAAUGUACUCCAUUUUCUUGUUUUUGUAUUUGCCUUUUUUGUACUCAUCAGCUUCCUUAAUCCGGGCCUCUGUCAUUAGCGUACCCGUGUAUUCACCUUCAUUUACUUUUUGCGGGCGGAGCAAGGGUGGCGCAGUGGUGAGAGCACUCGCCUCCCACCAGUGCGGCCCGAGUUCAAAUCCUGGCGUCGACGCCAUAUGUGGGUUGAGUUUGUUGUUGGUUCUCUCCCUUGCUCCGAGAGGUUUUUCUCCGGGUACUCUGGUUUUCCCCUCUCCUCAAAAACCAACACUUCCAAAUUCCAAUUCGAUCUGAAACGCACGGACAACGAGUUCUUAAGAACUCCUAAGUGCUCCGUGGGCAAACAAAGUACAAUUUUUUUUUUACCUCAAAUCUCUUUGACCGGCCACAUUUGUGGAAAAUGGGUCACCAGCAAGGUUCCAGUUCUCUCAUCAAGAUUACAUAUGAAUUUCGGACGUUAUUGUGAGAUCUUGCUUUGUUUUGCAGACAAUGAGAGUGAAGCUUCAGCCUCCAUCAGGGAGCGAGUUACCGGGUUAUAACCCCAUUCUUCCUCCUUCAGCCAUCACUCAAGUCAUGCUGAUAGCUAACCCCGCAAAGGUAAGCUCUGUCAUUGCCAAACUGCUGAGUGGAUAAUCCCUCUGAUCGUGCGUAUGGCAUCAUUCCUUUUUUCCGUUGAGGUACAAUCUUGUUGAUGAUUUAUAUUGCGAAAGGUUUCUGACAGCGGUUUUUGGCCUCUACUUGUUUGUUUUGUUUUGUUUUGCCACGGAGUACCAAGAGACAAAAUCUGACCAGUGUACUUAAGUUUACUGAAACGUCUUUUCGUGACGUUAUUGCUUUAUUAAGAUGUGUAAAGGACUAUGAAUUAAUUGUCUUAAAAUACGAAUAGAUGCUUAAACUCAUGGAGAAGUUUUUGGGCAAUUGAUAUAACUAAGUUUUCGCUCAAGAGGAUAAAUUCAAAUUAGCUUGUAAUCACUAGGAACUGAAUGUUGUAAAAAUGUAGCUAUUCAUGUGUUUGAGGCUAAGAAUCGUAAAUGCUAACUCUUGGAAAAAAUUUUUUUUAUAUCACAGGAAAAGAUCAGGUUAAAAUAUAAAGUUAGCUACGAAGUUGACAGCAUCCCAAACACAGAAACUGGAGAAGUGGACAGUUUUCCUAAUAUUCAGGAAUAACAGAUAAUUACCCGCCAGCGUGUACCAUUACUGAAAAUUAAGGUGCG